Molecule: messenger RNA, 4998 nt
Organism: Orcinus orca (killer whale)
Lineage: Eukaryota; Metazoa; Chordata; Mammalia; Artiodactyla; Delphinidae
Product: pre-mRNA 3'-end-processing factor FIP1-like
Exons: 4
Coding region: 1361-2374 (337 amino acids)
Source: RefSeq, a predicted model, not a curated record
CCCCGGCCCACGGCCGACAGGUUCCCCCACGCACGCACCGAGGAUAGAGAUCAGGUCGAAGGUCAGCCCCAGCAGCUCCUGGGAGAUGCCCACCGGCCCGCGUGUGAGCGCCUGCAUGGGGAAGGACUCAUUGAGCAGCACGGAGUCGGCAUGCGUGCGGAACCCCAGCAGGCGGGACUUCAGGGCCUGCAGCCUCACCAGCUCCCUGAGGAUCACGCAGUUCUCCUGGAACCCAGAGACGGAAGGCGCUGGGGACCGAGGGCCACGCCCUCCCCGCGGGCCCCGGGCCAGGUCCUUUUGGAGCCGGAAACGGCAUGAACGUGAUGGGCUCUAAGGCCAAGGGCAGGAAGAAAUGCGGCCAGGCUCUCCAGGAGCCACCAAGGGGCCUCCCCGGGCUCAAGAAGACAAACACGGCCUCCGUGCAGACAGUAGCUCAACCCCACGGCGCCCAAACACCCAGCCCCUGGACGGUGAGACACCUGUUGCUGCAGGUGGCCCGUGGCUCACUGAUGAGGCCCGGCCCCAGGCGUACGCCACCUUCUCUGGGGCCACCUCUCCGGUCUGCAGUGGGGUUCUCCUGGGAGCCCCCAGUCACCACAGGACCAGCGUGGCCUGUCUGUAGCCCAAGAAGGUGGGGACACAAGACUGUCCCCCGUGCCCCCCGCAUCACCCGCGAGGCCGAGCGAGCACCAGUGGUGUCUGCGGGGAAGAUGAAGGGCUCAUGCAGAGCCCCCAUCCACAGAAGCACAGACUGCAGCCACAUGCGCUAUGGAACAAACACAAGUGUCCAUGCAGGACCCGAUGUCUGAAUGUCAGGGCCAUGCCCGGGCCACAGUGAGAAGGUGCAUCCCCCAUGCAAGCCACAGAGAGGGGAUGGGGGGGGCCAUCUGCGAUUCUGAGCUCAUCGGGCAUCACCCCAGAGGGAGAGGGAGAGGGAGAGAGGUAGACAGAAGUACAGAGGGAGAGAAAGAGAGAGGGAGGGAGAGACGUCUCUCCCUUCCCUGGGGGUUCUCUAGUGCAGCCAAGGCUGAAAACCACUGCAUUUUGGGAGAUGGGUCCUCGUGGAAGAGUUAAAUAGUAGCUCAUGGCAUUAUCGACACAUAUUAAAAAGGCCCCAAAUCUUGGGGAGUCAGGGAGGGGAGUGUCGGCUGCCUCGUAAACGAGGAGAGAUUGGGCAUCAGAGGAGGUGCCUGUGCAGCCUGUGCCCAGGGCCCCGCAGACUUCAUCUCCCAGCGGCGGUCCUGGGCUGGAAGUCAGCGGGGAGGUCAGGCUCUCCAAGCAUCAACGUUGACUUCAGGGCUGAUCUAAAAGGCGCCUGGUGUUUGUUGAAGCAGAAAAAAGAGAAAGCAGUAGGGAGAGGAUGGGAGUGGGAGGGGGAGGGAGCCCGCCUCCUCAGCACUUCUACAGCUCUCCCUCUCUCUCUCUCCCCGUUUCUCCUUCUCUCCCUCUACCUCGCUGCCUCUCACUCUCCCUCUCCCUCCAUCUCUCCCUCUGCCUCUCUCCCUCCCUCUCUCCCUGUCCCUCUUUCCCUGUCCCUCUCUCUCUCUCCCUCUUUCCCUCCCCCUCUCCCUCUCCCCCUUUCUCUCUCCCUCUCCCCCUCUCCCCUCCUCUCUCCCCUCCUCUCUCCCUGUCCCUGUUUCCCUGUUCCACACGCUCUAGCUCUACCUCUUUCCCUCUCCCUCUCCCUCCACCUCCUUCCCUCUCCAGAGAGGGAAGGAGGUGGAGGGAGAGGGAGAGAGAGAUGGAGAGGGAGGGGGGAGAGGGAGAGAGAGAUGGAGAGGGAGGGGGAGAGGGAGAGAGAGGGUGGAGAGGGGAGACUGAUAGAGGGAGGGAGCGAAAGACGUUUCUCCCUCCCUCCCUCUCUCCCUCCCUCUCUCCCUCUCCCUCCCUCUCCCUCCCUCCUUCUCCCUCUCCCUCUCGCUCCAACUCUCCCUCUCCCUCCGUCUCUCCAUCUCCCUCACUCCCUUCCAGAGAGGCAGAGGUAAGGCAGAGGGAGAGAGGGGGAGGGAGAGGGAGAGGGAGAGGGAGGGAGAGGGAGAGAGAAAGGGAGAGAGGGAGAGAGAGAGGGAGAGGGAGGGAGAGUGAGAGUGAGAGAGAAAGGGAGAGAGGGAGAGAGAGGGGGAGAGAGGGAGAGGGAAAGAGGUCUCUUCCUCCCUCCCUCUCCCUCUCUCCUCCUUCUCUCCCUCUCUCCCUCUCCCUCUCUCUCUCCCUGUCCCUGUUUCCCUGUUGCAGUCUCCCUCUCCCUCUCUCCCUCUCCCUUGUCUCUGCCUCUCCCUCCAUCUCUCCCUCUCUGAGAGGGAGUGAGGGCGAGGGAGAGAUGGAGGGAGAGGGAGUGACAGAGGGAGGGAGAGGGAGAGAGGAAGGGAAAGGGUGAGGGAAGGAGAGGGAGAGACGGAGGAGAGAGGGAGGGGGAGGGAAGAAGAGACCAUUUUCCCUCUCCCGCUCUCCCUCUCUCUCUCCCUCUCUUAUCUCUCUCUCCCUCUGUCCCUCUCUCUCCUCCUCUCUCCCUCUCCCUCCAUCUCUCCCUCUCCCUCUCUCCCUCUCCCUUAUCUCUGCCUCUCCCUCCAUCUCUCCCUAUCUGGGAAGGAGUGAGGGAGAUGGAGACAUGGAGGGAGAGGGAGAGUUGGUGGGAGAGGGAGAGGGAGGAGAAGGAGAGAGGGAGGGAGAGAGGUGUAGAGGGAGAGAGGGAGAGACGUCUUCGCUCCCUCCCUCUAUCCCUCUCUCCCUUUCCCCCCUCUCUCUCCCUCUCCCCCCCUCUCUCCUGCUCUCUCUCCCUCUCCCUCCACCUCCUUCCCUCUCUGGAGAGGGAAGGAGGUGGAGGGAGAGGGAGAGGGAAAGAGGGAGAGGGAAAGCGGAACAGGGAAACAGGGACAGGGAGAGACGGAGGGAGAGGGAGAUAAGGAGGACAGAGGGAGGGGGGGGAGGAAGAGACCUCUUUCCCUCUCCCUCUCCCCCCCCCUCCUCUCCAUAUCUCUCUCCCUCUCUUCCUCUCCCUUCCUCUCCCUCUCCCUCCAUCUCUCCCUCUCCCUCUCUCCCUCUCCCUUGUCUCUGCCUUUCCAUCUCUCCCUCUCUGGGAGGGAGUGAGGGAGAUGGAGAGACGGAGGCAGCGGGAGAGUUGGAGGGAGAGGGAGAGGGAGGGAGAGGGAGAGAGGGAGGGAGAGGGAGAGAGGGAGGGAGAGGGAGAGAGGGAGGGAGAGGGAGAGGGAGGAGAGGGGGAUAGAGGGAGGGAGGGAGAGAGGGAUGGAGGGAGGGAGGGAGAGAGGGAUGGAGGGAGGGAAGGAGAGAGGGAGGGAGAGACGUCUUUCGCUCCCUCCCUCUAUCCCUCUCUCCCUCUCCCCCCUCCCCCCUCUCUCUCCCUCUCCCCCCUCCCUCUCCUGCUCUCUUUCCCUCUCCCUCCACCUCCUUCCCUCUCCAGAGAGGGAAGGAGGUGGAGGGAGAGGGAGAGGGAAAGAGGUAGAGGGAGAGCGUGCGGAACAGGGAAACAGGGACAGGGAGAGAGGAAGGGAGAGAGGGAGAGGGAAGAGGGAUGGGGGAGGCGGGAAGAGGGAGGGGGGAGGCGGGAGAGAGACGGGGGAGAGGGAGGAGGUAGAGGGAGGAGGAGGGGAGAGGGAGAGGGAUGGGGGAGAGCGAGGGGGAGACGGAGGUGGAGAGGGAGUUGGGAGAGGGACGGGGAGAGGGACGGGGAGAGGGACGGGGAGGGGGAGAGGGAGGAGGGAGAGAGGGAAAGAGAGACGCAGAGGAAAGAGGGAGAGGGAAGAGAGAGAGGAAGGGAGAGAGGGAGAGGGAGGGUGAGAGGGUCGAGAGGAAGCAGGGAGAAAGGAGAGAAAGAACACACCAUCUACAUUUCUGUCAAAUGACACCGGGGAUCCUUACACAACCAGGAGAAAAUAACACAGCAAGACUGUUUCUCAGCUGGAACUGGAACUGCAGAUGGGGCCAAACACCACCAGGGUGGCCACACAUGUCCAGCUGCUGCCCCAGCCCCCUGAGUCUGGUCACCAGGGCUCUGAGUGUUUGCUCCUGGGACCUGGGGUUCACCCUGUCACCCUGGAGGUCGGGCCUAGACAGCAGGGCCCCGGGCUGGACACAUAGGGGGAAAAGCAUCCCCACAGGACAGCUUGUGCGAGCCGAUUCAGCUGCGAGAUUCUAGAGGCCCGGGAUCACCCUGUGGCCCAUGAAACCCAGGAGCCAGGAGGGUCUUGCAUCGGGAUUCCUGUCCGUUGGACUGUAACGUUUAUGUAAGGAAUCUUGGAAACAGUGGUAACAAGACUGAAUUCGAACGAGCUUUAGGAUAUUAUGGACCACUGCGAAGUGUGUGGGUUGCUAAAAACCCUCCCGGCUUCGCUCUUGUUGAAAAUGAAGAUCCCCGAGAUGCAGCGGAUGCUGUCUGAGAACUAGACCGGAGAACGCUCUGUGGCUGCCGAGUAAGAGUGGACCUGUCGAAUGGGGAAAGGAGAAGUCGAAAUCGUGGCCGCCUCCUUCUUGGGGUCGUCGCCCUCGAGAUGAUUAUCGGAGGAGGAGUCCUCCCCCUCAUCACAGAUCUCCAAGACGGAGAAGCUUCUCCCGCAGCUGGAGCAGGUCCCUUUCUAGAUAUAGGAGAAGAGAGAGAUCACUGUCCCAGGAGAGAAAUCACAAGCCGUCCCGAUCUUUCUCUAGGUCUCCUAGCCGAUCCAGGUCAAAUGAAAGGAAAUAGACCACUUUGCAAGAGGAGUGGUGCACAGGAAAUAACUUCAUUUGACAGGAGUAUGUACAGAAAAUUCAAGUUUCGUUUGAGACUUCUGAAGCUUGAUGCACUUUUUAAAUGUUUUAGCUGUUCACAUUUGUUUGUCUCUUGGGACAGUGACACAUAAAGGUGUCAUUCUCUAUGGUUUGAAAUGGGUCAUAUGAGGCAUGUAAUAUGAUGAAUUGUUUCUUUACAAUGUUCUCGUAAGCAAAAUUGAAUUUGCUUUGAAUUUUUGGUCUUGCCUAGACUGAUAAUAAAACUCUAACUCCUGCCCA